GGAAAGAUAUACCUUCUUGCCACAUUCAUAAUGAGGGUUUGCCUUUCUGGUAAAAGAGUGCUGGAUGGCAAUGUGUUUCUGGCAAAUGUCUGGCCAAUCAGCUUUCUCCGUCUCAUUUACUUCCGAUCUGCCUUGGAGAGAUCUAGUGACAGCAUUAAACCAUGAGGAAAUAAGCUUUACUAGUCUGAGAACCCAAACAUGUUUCAGGAUCUGAUGAGGAUUUCACUCUCCAGUCCCUGUCUCUUCUGGAGAACUUCAGUCUAUUGCAGAAUGUUUUCUUUGCUGUAUGCUUUGCUACUCUGGGUAUCAUGGGCCCAGUUACCUGUUGUCAACACCAAAGAUGCUGCUGAAGAAUCUAAAACCACAGACUCUUUUAAAACUGACAUUUCUGAGACUAACACACAUCGAGUUAGCAGCGGCCUAAUGCAGUGUGGUGAAUACAGCAAUGAAGUGAUGCCAAACGGACAGUGUCGUUUAAUAGCCACAUUACCUCAGCUGGAGGAGCAGAGGUGUCCGGACAUGUUCCGCUGUACAGAUGAGGUCUCCUACUGGCUGCGUGAGAAUGAAGAGCGCAAGCAGCAAAUGCAGGACCUGAAAGAGACCAUCUCAGAGCUUCAAGAGGAGCUGAGGAAUCACAGGCAUCGCAUCAAAAUGCUGGAGCUGCAGCGUGAGGAGAAGUAUGGAAAAAACUCGUCUUUAGAGCAUCGCUUCCACAUGCUGCAGGAGAUCUACGAAGAGGCCAAUACACUGCUGCAUAUCCACGGAUCACUCAUAUACGACAUGCAAACACAGAUUCGCAACCUCACUAUGAUAGUAGAGCGUGUGAGGCGCAAUCCUGGCUGUAUGAUCAACAUCAUCCGCACAACCCCGCUCCUCAGUGCACAAGAUACCCUUCAUCCAGAAGUUCAACAUGUAAGAAACUGUCCAAUUGACUGUGCAUCACUGUACUACAAUGGAGUUCAUAGAUCUGGGAUUUUCACUGUUGUCCCUUCAAUGGGAUCAACUCCCGUAGAGGUUUACUGUGAUAUGGAGACCCAAGGAGGUGGAUGGACCAUGUUUCAGCGUCGGCAGGAUGGAAAGGUCCAUUUCAACCGCAAAUGGACAGAAUACAGGGAUGGAUUCGGAGAUCUACAUGCAGAAUUCUGGCUAGGAAACGACCAUAUCCAUGAUAUCUCCAGCCAGGGAGAGUAUUCGCUUCGCAUUGACCUCGAGGACUGGAAUGGCAAGCACAAACACGCACUGUACCAGAACUUCUGGAUUGAGAACGAGGACAACCUCUACCGUCUCCACGUAUCAGGAUUCAGCGGUACAGUUGAGGACUCGUUUGGCUGGUACCAUGACAAGCAAAGCUUCAGCACUCCAGACACAGGUGACAUCUGUGCUGAGAUAUCUCAUGGAGGCUGGUGGUACCAUCAGUGCUUCUUUGCCAACCUCAAUGGAGUGUAUUAUAAGGGGGGGCGUUACUCUGCCAAAGGGAAGAAUCUUCUGGGGCCUGAUGGGAUUGUGUGGUACUCAUGGAAAGACUCGGAUUACUACUCCUUGAAGAAGGUGAGCAUGAUGAUCCGCCCACGGACCUACAGGCCCCGCCUCUCUCCAUAACACCGCUUUAGGACCUGUGUAAACCAAUACUGCAGUGACAUCAUCAAGGGGGGGACCAUUGUUGAUUCUCUGUGGCUAAGCAAUUAUGUAAACUGUGGUUAAAGGGAAAGUCUCAUCUGGACAUUCAAGAAGAAAUAUUCACAUUAGUCAUUUGGGUUAAAUGUAUUCUUGGUCUUUGACUAUUUAAAGGCACAAUAUGUAAGAUUUUUUUAUUAAAAUAUCCAAAAAACACUAGAACAGUUACAUAUUUUGCUGACUUGUUUACUUACAUUAUCCCAGAUGUUUCCAAGAAUGUUUAAAUCCGGAGAAAUAAGCAAUUUUAACUAGUGUAACAGACCGUGUCCUUGCGGCGCCUGCCAAUAAUGUCAUACACCCUUGAUUUUCCGAUUUUAGUUUGUAGAAAACACAGAAACCCCAAAGACACUUUAAUAUGUUCUGCAUUUUAUUAGACAGGUGGUGAACCCACAGAUUAGCAUUAUAACAAAACUUUCAACACACUCAAAUGUAUCUAGUAUGAUAAAACAUUGCUGUUUUAUCUCACAUACGCGUGCCCAGAAUUAUCAGAAGCGCUCAACUGUGGCAUAAUAAUAGUGCCACUGCUUUACAGCCAUGUAUCGUGCUUGUCCUUCAUUAGCAAUUGCUCCAGCAUCCUUGUUUCGCUUCCAUGACUUUCUGCGUCAUACUACAGUGACCUUAAUAAGUCUUUAUUACAUUAGCUCAUCCAUGGACAUGAUUUCUGCCCGAGUCCAGACGGAUUGCAUCGACUGUGGGGAUGAAGACUACAACUCCCAUGAUUCCAGACUCAAUCACAAAAUCAUCAAACUACGCCUUUGGUUCUUUGUUUGUUUUGUAUAUGCACUCUCUAGUGGGAAAAACUUACAUAUUGUGCCUUUAAGUAUUCAAUGUAAUGGAAGUAAUAUAAGCAAAAUAUAAAACAGUAUGCACUGUCAGACUAUCAUGGAUCAUUUUAAUUGUACAAAAACAUUUGAUUUGGAUAAUCAUUAUUAAAUGAUUAGAAAUAAUUCAGAACAUUAUAUAAUUUUGAUACAUACUUUAUUGUAAUUGAUGUUACUGUUACACUUUGUUGGCUAGAAAUAUUUAAAGGUGUAAAGAUUUAAGUUUUAAAGUCCUGUAAACAGUUGCAACAAAACCCUUAAAGGGAUAGCUCAUCCAAAAACAAUAAUUCUGCCAUCAUUUCUCAUCUUCCACUUUUUCCAAACCUGUAUGAUUUUUAUUCUUCUGAUAAAUGCAAAAAAAAAAUUGACAUCCAUAGCUUCUUUUUUUCCAUACUAUGCAAGUCAAUGGCUACCGUCAAUUGUUUAGUUACUAACAUUCUUCGAAAUAUCUUCUUUUGAAUAGAAGAAAGAAAUUUAUACAGGUAACUGAGUAAAAAAUUGCAGCAUGAGAAGAAACUGAGAAGAAAUGGCACAAAACCUUUUGAAUUCCUUAAGAUUUUUUUUAUUUAUAAAUGAAAUAAAAUAAAUUCUUAAUAAUUACAAAAAAUUCUAAAUAAUAAUAAUAUUUAAAUAAUAAUCUUUAUUAUUAAAAAAUAUAUAUUUUAUUUUUUUGUAUUAAAAAUAAUUUUAUUAUCUUAAAGGGACAGUUUACCCAAAAAUGAAAAUUGUGCCAUUACUCACCCCCAUGUUCUUCUACACUGUAAGACAUUUAUUCAUCUUCAGAGCAAAAAUUAAGAUAUUUUUGAUGCAAUCCGAAAGCUUUUUGACCCUGCAUAGAAAGAAAUGAUACUAAAGUGGCUAUUUUUGUUGUUUUUGCGCACAAGAAG
Messenger RNA from Labeo rohita (rohu), 3382 nucleotides. RefSeq names its product fibroleukin. The record is from RefSeq and is a predicted model, not a curated record. NCBI's taxonomy places the organism in Eukaryota, Metazoa, Chordata, Actinopteri, Cypriniformes, Cyprinidae. Bases 199 to 1599 code for a protein of 466 amino acids. The transcript has 7 exons.